Messenger RNA from Aureobasidium pullulans EXF-150, 657 nucleotides. Its product is annotated as acetyltransferase. Gene Ontology annotation, molecular function: acyltransferase activity, transferring groups other than amino-acyl groups. The transcript has 2 exons. Lineage: Eukaryota; Fungi; Ascomycota; Dothideomycetes; Dothideales; Saccotheciaceae. Bases 1 to 501 code for a protein of 166 amino acids. The record is from RefSeq and is a predicted model, not a curated record.
AUGGCAACCUCCCAGUCUGAAUCAUUCAAUGUCCGCAAAGCUACCCCUCAGGAUGCGCAAGCGGUGGCAGAACUAGGCACCCACGUCUUUACAGUCACAUUUGGCCCAGGUUUGCAGCCUGACGACCUAAAAGCCUAUCUGGAAGAAAAUUACAGCGACAUGAUAGUCGUAACGGAUGUCGAAGAUCAAAUCCUCGGUUUUGCUCUUCUGACUCGAGGACCUCCUGAACCAUGCAUCCAAGACAUACCAAAGCAAGUCGAGCUUCAACGGAUUUAUCUGCACCCUUCAGCUCAGGGACGUGGUGUGGGAAAGCUGUUAGCUUCCAGCGUAGAGAAAGAGGCCAAAGAGCAAGGCUUUGAGAAUUUGUGGUUGGCAGUUUAUGAGAAAAACCAAAAGGCCAUUCAGAUUUAUGAGAAGCUUGGGUUCAAGACGGUGGGGACGCAUGACUUUGUGAUUGGAAAGGAGACGCAGACCGAUUUGGUCAUGCUCAAGCCGCUUUGAGAGGCGAGAGCGGGAUUUUCGCGCCAUCCGAAAGCUGGAAAUAUUUCUCAGUUGGGUCAUGAUCUUGUUGCUCGACUCCUAUCAACAACAAGUAUUGCAAUGCUUCAUUACCUCUUCAUGAGACACGUCGUCGCCUAUAUCACUCUGGAAACUGCU